Coregonus clupeaformis (lake whitefish) is the source of this 2083-nucleotide messenger RNA. RefSeq names its product zinc finger and SCAN domain-containing protein 32. The transcript is spliced from 3 exons. Gene Ontology annotation, cellular component: nucleus. NCBI's taxonomy places the organism in Eukaryota, Metazoa, Chordata, Actinopteri, Salmoniformes, Salmonidae. The coding region runs from base 213 to 1853 and encodes 546 amino acids. Gene Ontology annotation, molecular function: RNA polymerase II cis-regulatory region sequence-specific DNA binding; DNA-binding transcription activator activity, RNA polymerase II-specific. Gene Ontology annotation, biological process: regulation of transcription by RNA polymerase II. The record is from RefSeq and is a predicted model, not a curated record.
CCGCCAUAAUAUUAUAGAAGAAGAAGUAAACGGAAGUCAACAGUGACCAAAAACACAUUCCACGUUAGCGUUUUUAUUGUUGUUUAGACGUUUAUUAACACCCUAGAACUCAAAAUAUGAAUAAUUGAACUACACAGCAUUACAUACUUACCUCAGGUAGUGUUUAAUUCGCGUUGGAGACAGGGCUUGGUUGAUAUAUGUUAUAGCUAGCAAUGGCUAACGGUAUGGCUUUUCACACUCAAAUAGCCUCCGUCAUGGAGGUGCUAGCGAAUGCAGCCGUGGCAGAGAUCUGUAAACUCGUAGACGACGACUAUGCAGUGUUUCGUUUGGAAAUAACUAAAAGCCAGAAAGAAAACGGGGCAUUGCGGAGGAAACUACAGCUACUGGAACUAAAGGUGGCACGGGAGCGGGCAGAGAGAACAAUACGAGAGCGCGUCCUUUCCAGUCGUCCCAGUAGUGUCAAGAUCGUCGACCGAUACAGAGGAAUGGCAAAAGGUGGACAUCUCACUGGAGGCCACAGGAGCUUUGUGAAGCCAGCGGGACACAAUACAUGGAGCAAUGACCAACCAAUCACUGUGGAUGAGGGCAGUGAAACGUCAACUCAGAAUGUUAUCUUGAUAGAGUCUGAAGAUGCAGAGGCUGCAGGUCCUGGAGGAUUGUCUCUGGUCAAGCAGGAGAGGACUGAAGGAGAAGAGGACCCACGGCACAACAGAGACAUCCAGACUGAAGCAGCGGAUGGAGCGUCCCCUGUAGCCACAGAGGACCCCACCACCGCCCCAGCGCAGCCCAGGAUCCAACGCAGCAUCACGGAGGUCAGUGGAACGCUGAACACCGUCCUCAAGUCAGAGACAGACACCAAGACUUUAACUGUAACACACAGGCUCUUACACACAGGAUCUGACCACAGAUCAGACCCAGAGAGACUGGGGCGGGGGAGACUGGGCUGUCUUCCUGCUCCCGGCUCAGAGUAUUUACCGGUAUUUCACCAGAGCCAGAGGACGGUUCAUUCCCGUGAAGAGGGUGAUGGUGACACGUUAGACACUAGCGGUGAUGAUUUGUCUUGUUCUUACGCAACAGAGAUGGACCCUGGCAACAUAUCCUUGGGUUUAGAGACACAAACUGAUCUGUCUAGAGGGGACUGGAAUCGGUAUAGUAGUAGUGUAUACUCUGAAGGGUGCCUAGAUAAGAAAGCGGAGGGUCUGGUCGUAGAUGAGGUGACUAUGAAAGUGGAGGGUGACGCUCCUCCCACAUGGAAUGCAGAUAGUCACCUAGGAGAUGGAUACUCACAGGGCAGAGAUUUCUUACAUUACAGGGAAAGCUUAGAGACAAAUCCAAAUGUCACGACCCACUCCCCUUUACACGCAUUCAGGGAUCCCGACCCAGUGUCCAUGUCGUUGGGGCUUUCUGAUUCACAUAGCCACGUCCUUUUCGAUCAGUUAUUGAACUCAAACGACCAAAGGGCAAAGGCUCGGGGAGGGGGAGAAACAUCAGGCAAUACUAAAGAGAAGCGGUUCCUCUGCAUGUUCUGUAACAAAGGCUUCAGCUGUCCCCAAAAGGUGGAGAGGCACCAGAGGGUCCACACAGGGGAGAAACCCUACAGCUGCCCACAGUGUGAGAAGAGGUUCUCCCGCCAGGACCACCUGAAGUUGCACCAGAAGGUCCACACAGGAGAGAAACCCUACAGCUGCCCCCCAGUGUCACAUGCGCUUCACCCAGGCUGGCAACCUGAAGAUGCACCUGAAGGUCCACACGGGAGAGAGGCCGUUCGCCUGUACGCACUGCGGGAAGAGGUUUUCAGAGAGGCGAUACCUCAGGAUACACCAGCAGAAAAACCAUUCCACUCUAUAACAUAGAAAGUAACCAUUCCACUCGAUAGCUUCUGACGUUUAGAUCAAACCCUGCAUUAAAGACAAAGAUGAAUUUUCAUUGUUGUCAACAGAAAAGAUCCACAGAUGCAUUUGGAAUAACCAGAGUAACAGAUUUUAAUGUUGAAUAUUCCUGGGUAGAAUAUUGCAUCCAGACAUUGUGAUGUACAAAACAUUAGGAACACCUGCUCUUUCCAUGACAGACUGACCAGGUGAAA